This is a messenger RNA of Cydia pomonella (codling moth), 1521 nucleotides long. RefSeq names its product acyl-CoA Delta-9 desaturase-like. The record is from RefSeq and is a predicted model, not a curated record. Gene Ontology annotation, molecular function: stearoyl-CoA 9-desaturase activity; iron ion binding. The transcript has 4 exons. Bases 1 to 1059 code for a protein of 352 amino acids. Gene Ontology annotation, biological process: unsaturated fatty acid biosynthetic process. Gene Ontology annotation, cellular component: endoplasmic reticulum membrane. NCBI's taxonomy places the organism in Eukaryota, Metazoa, Arthropoda, Insecta, Lepidoptera, Tortricidae.
AUGGCUCCCGAAGCGACGGACGCGAACAGCGUGCUAUUUGAGAGCGACGCAGGGACUCCCGACCUCGGGUUGAAGAAGACAUCGGUCCAGCGAGCCGACGACACACCAUGGGCCUACGAUUGGCAACACGUCAUACAAGUUCCGUUUCUAUACGCCACGGGAAUUUACGGGGCCUUUCUUUUUUUCAUGGCGUCGAAAUGGCAAACUAAUCUAUUCACCUGCUUGCUGCACUUAAUGGGGUCGCUGGGCGUGACGGCGGGCGCGCACCGGCUCUGGGCCCACAAGGCCUAUAAAGCCAAGUGGCCUCUCAAACUUAUUGUUUUAGUCUUCCAGACAAUAUCAAUGCAGUACUCGGUCAUAAACUGGGUGCGCGACCACCGCAUGCACCACAAGUACGUGGACACGGAUGCCGACCCGCACAACGCCACACGAGGGCUGUUCUUCUCCCACGUCGGCUGGCUGAUGGUGCAGAAACACCCGGAGUACGAGCGUAAGAGCAAGUUGUUGGACAUUAGCGAUGUCGAAGGUGAUCCUAUGCUGCGAUUUCAGAAAAAAUAUUUUUUCAUCUUGCUGCCGCUGGUCACUUUCAUAUUUCCCACUCUGGUCCCGGUCUACCUCUGGCAAGAGUCCUGGACAAAUGCUUUCUUCGUGGCAGCGAUGUUCCGUCUCUCUUUGACCUACAACAUGACUUCCCUGGUCAACUCUGCCGCCCACAAGUGGGGCCACAAACCCUACGACAAGAAUAUCCUGGCCACAGAGGGUCGUCUUCUCUCUCUUGCCUUCGUUGGAGAAGGCUUCCACAAUUAUCAUCACACGUUUCCUUGGGAUUAUAAAGCGGCAGAAAUCGGUAGCAGCAUUUAUAAUUUAAGUACGAUUUUUAUAGAUUUCUUUGCGAAAAUUGGCUGGGCUUAUGAUUUGAAAACUGUGUCUGACCAGGUUAUUCAGAAGCGUGUUGAACGUACUGGAGACGGCUCCCACAAUCUAUGGGGGUGGGGCGGCAAGGAUCAGUCUAAAGAAGAGGUAGAUGCAGCUAUUAGAAUUCAUCCUAAAGAUGACUAAAGUUUAUUUUAAUUACAACCAGAUACAUACUAAACGUUACAUAUAGUAUGGAGUCAUCAUCAUCAUCAUAAAUUGAAGAGCUGCGCUCUUGCCGUUGAACCCCAGGCAUGUCUGUCUUUGGCCUAUUCCUUGACAGCCUGAUACGACACGACGUUCACCUUCACUAAUUGAUCCAUGUAUGCCCUUCUUGGCUUUUCUCUAUUUCUCCUUCAUAUGGCGUCAAGAAUUGUAAUAAAUAAAUAUGUAAAUACAUAAAAGUAGUGAUUAUUUCGGCCUUCGGUUUUCCACUGCCUCUUCACCCAUAACACCAGUAAGGGAGGUCGCAUACGGCGACUUUUUGCGAUUCAGUCGCGCGUUUCAUGAACGCAUGCCUUAUCGAGUUCACAACGCGCGACAAAAGCGAUGCAGUAGCGUUAAGUGUCGGCUUACGUGAGCGAAUAACUCACGAACGCGAAGCGGCGC